GGAAGGGCUGAUCCUGCACCUCCAACUUCUCAGUAUCUCUUCGGACAACGGAGAGCUGGCAAAGGCCAUGGUGCUGACAGGUCGCCCCUCUGAGAGCAAAAUGGCUCUGUCGACCCCUGUAUCUGGAUUGUCUCUUCCAUGGCUGGUGCUGCUGCUUCUCCUGGAAAUCCCUGGGGCCGGGGGGGCCGAGGAGUUCCGGCUGCUGCAGCCCCAGGACGCCGUGCGGGUGUCCGCGGGAGAGACUCUCACUCUGACCUGCUCUGUGACCGGCCUCGCUCCAGUAGGACCCGUGAAGUGGUUCAAAGACUCGGGCGGGGGCCGGCAGCUCGUUUAUGCAACCGCGGGAUCAUUCCCCCGGGUGACGCGGGCUGCGAGUGGCUCUGACACAGACUUCACCAUCCGCAUCAGUGACACCCGCCCCGCGGACGCCGGGACCUAUCGCUGUGUGAAGUUUAAGAAGGGGUCGGGAGCCGAUGAGGAGUUCAGAUCCGGCGCGGGCACGGCCGUGACUGUGAGCGCCAGCCCCUCGGCCCCGUCCGUGUCCGGCCCCCCCAGCAGGGCGGAGCCGGGUCCCUCAGUGACUUUCGCCUGCACGUCAGGAGGAUUCUCCCCCAGAUAUAUCACUGUGACCUGGCUCAAAAAUGGGACCAAACUCCCAGCCCCCCAGCCCCGGGUUCUCCCCGAACACGAGAGCGUCUCCUACAACAUGUCCAGCACCGUGGGACUGAGCCUGACCCGAGGAGACGUCCGCUCCCAGCUCACCUGUCAGAUAGAGCACAGCACCUUACCGGCUCCCCUGCGUGGGUCCUACAACCUCAGAGAUGCCCUGCGAGUUCCACCCAGGCUGCGAGUGGGUGACCCAGCAGCGCCUGUCGCACUGAACAAGUCUGUGACGUUCACCUGCCACGCGGAGGGGUUUUACCCGAAGGACGCGAGUCUCACCUGGCUGGAGAAUGGAAAUGAGACGAAUCUUGGAAAAUCCUCCCCCCUGGCCGAGAAUCCAGAUGGGACGUACACGCUGCAGAGCUCCCUGGAGGUCAAAGCAAUUGAACAGAGGAAUCGGUCCAUGUUCACCUGUCGGGUUGUGCACGAUUCCCAGCCCCCCGUCAGUGCCAGCCAGAUGCUGAGAAUCUCCCAGCCACCUCCUAAGCCAAGCAAAGAUGGUACUUCACGUGAUGCAGAUCAGAUCCUGUUCUCCAGCUCCGCUCUCUGGAUUGGGCUCUUCCUGGAGAAGGUGCUGACUGCCGCUUUCCUCCUCUUCCUCUUCCUGAGAAGUAAAGAGUAACCAGCCCCUGGUCUAUUUCCCAGAUUUCUCGCACUGUCGCCACCUGCCAACUUCUCUGUCAGCAGCCUCUGUCCCCGCAGUCCAGGAAAGGAGUCCCUAUAUGGUGGAACUGCAGUGACCCCUGCUGGCCAAUCCGAUUGAGUCCAGGCCCCUGAUGGGACAUACCCACCGCUCACUCAUGCCUACUGAUUGCGAAUCCUGACUGGGCUCCCUGCUCCUUCUCGCCCACUGGUUCUCAAACUUGGGAUCGCGACCCAGUUGUGUGGGGGCUCGCGAGCCCAGACCCUGGCGUGGGGCUGCGAGCCAUGAGCCCCGACCCCUGCGCCAGGCUGCGAGCCCUGACCCCAACAGCGGCACGUGGCUGCGAGCCCCGACCCUCACCCCAAUGUGGGGCUGCGAGCCCUGACCCCGAACCUGGCCAGGAGCGGGGCUGCAAGCUAUGAGUCUCGACCCCUGUGCCGGGCUGCAACCAUGACACCCAACCCUGACACUGGCGCGGGGCUGUGAGUCCCGACCCCCUUAUGGGGCUGCAGAGCUGCAAGCCCCAACCCCAACCCUGCUAGCCAGGAGGGGACCCCGAAUACAGAUUAUACAAAGGUUAUAUACUUUUUAGCAAAGCAUGUUGCCCUCCUGCAUCGGAAAUCUUAGCCAAUAAACAAACCCUUUUCUUAUCUA
This is a messenger RNA of Caretta caretta (loggerhead turtle), 1960 nucleotides long. Its product is annotated as signal-regulatory protein beta-1. NCBI's taxonomy places the organism in Eukaryota, Metazoa, Chordata, Testudines, Cheloniidae. The record is from RefSeq and is a predicted model, not a curated record.